UUAAAAAAUAUCACGCAAAUCUAAAAUAAAUUCAGGAAAGACAAACAAAACAAAGAAGAAAAACCAUUUAUAAGAAUGGAGCAUGAAUAUGUAGUGCUCCGUAUUUUCUUUUUCCUCCAAUCGACAUCAUAGCAUGAAAAACCAUUUUGCGCCAAAUGACUUUCCACAUACUCUUCUGUCCUUGUUCUUCCAACUUUUUUCCUUUUAACGCAAGCUGUACCAGUCAGUUUACACGCACAUCAAUACAAUUUCUCCAACAGUUCUUGCCACGCUUCCAUGUAAUCUAAAAUAGCUCUGACAAGAAGAAUCGAAAUUAAAACUUUAGGAGGAAGUAAAGUAAACCUCUUUGGGGUUGAUCUUCGUCUUCCAACUUGUUUAUAAACAAAUUACAAGUACUACAAUCCUCACACCUAACACACUCUCUCUCUCUCAAGAAAGACACAAUCACCAUGUCCAACACCUCCAAAUCAGUUCACAUCCUAAUCUUCCCAUACCCAGCUCAAGGCCACAUGCUUCCACUCCUAGACAUAACCCACCAACUAGCCCUCCAUGGCCUCACCCUAACAAUUCUAGUCACACCCAAAAACCUCCCCACCCUAAACCCACUUCUCUCAGCACACCGAUCAAUCAAAACCCUAGUCCUCCCCUUACCCCACCACCCAUCUCUACCUGCCGGCGUCGAAAACGUCCAGGACAUCGGAAACUCCAGCAACGUUCCGAUCAUAAACGCACUGGGAAAGCUCCAUGACCCAAUUACCCAGUGGUUUAAGUCCCACCCUAAUCCCCCCGUGGCCCUCAUCUCUGAUUUCUUCCUUGGGUGGACCCUACACCUAGCCAGCCAACUUGGUAUCCCUGGGAUUGCUUUUUACUCAUCUGGGGCAUUUUUUACCUCUGUGCUUAACUUUCUAUUGAAGAAUGUCAAAACUGUCAGUUCUUUACCCGUGGUAAAUUUCCCCGAUUUACCACAGUCGCCAUGUUUUGCCGCGGAGCAUCUACCUUCUGGGUUCCAGGUGUACAGAGAAUCCAAACCCGAUACCGAUUUCCUUAGGGUUAGGGAUGGGUUUCUUGCAAAUACUAGGAGUUGGGGGAGUAUUUUCAAUUCAUUUGAUGGAUUGGAGGGAGAGUAUCUAGAUCACUUGAGGAAGGAAAUGGGUCACGGGCGGGUUUGGGGAGUCGGUCCGCUUAGCUUGGUGGGUGGGGAUGAAGCGAUGGGUCGUGUCAACCCGGAUCAGAAUUCAUGUGGUGGUGUAUUGUCAUGGCUUGAUGGGUGUCCUGAUGGAUCUGUGGUGUAUGUGUGCUUUGGGAGUCAGAAGUUGUUGAAAAGGGACCAAAUGGAGGCCUUGGCUUCCGGGCUUGAACGCAGUGGAAUCCGGUUCGUUUGGGUUGUCAAGUCAGUAUCCGCCCAACAAAUGGCUGAUGGAUACGGUGUCAUUCCGGACGGGUUUGAGGAUCGGGUAUCCGAGAGGGGUAUGGUGGUAAAGGGGUGGGCCCCGCAAGUUUCAAUACUAAGUCAUCAAGCCGUGGGCGGGUUUCUGAGUCAUUGUGGGUGGAACUCGUUGUUGGAAGGGGUAGUGGCGGGGGUUUUGAUAUUGGCUUGGCCCAUGGAGGCGGACCAAUUUGUGGAUGCUAGACUUUUGGUGGAGGACAUGGGAGCGGCAGUUCGCGUUUGUGAGGGUGCGGAUUCAGUUCCAGACUCGGUUGAGUUGGCUCGGACAAUUGCUGAGUCAAUGAGUGAGAAUACUGCCCAAAAGGUUAAAGCAAAGGAGUUGAACGAUAAGGCAAUAGAAGCAGUUAAGGUAGGAGGGAGUUCUUGGAAGGAAUUAGAGGCUCUAGUGAGAGAAUUGGCCCAACUUGGAAGAUGACACUUGCAAAUUGAGAGCCUAACAUACAGGACUAGGAUCCGUAUCCAACUAUUUAAUAGCAGUGGCUGAUAUUUCUAGUCUAGAACUAAGUGGUCCAAUGGCACACAAUUGCCUGUGUUAGUACCUGUGAUCCAACUGCUUCCAAUUGCCUUUAUUAGGAUGCCAAUUAUUGAGCCAAUAGUUGGACUCGACUCCACGUUAUGGACAUUAUAAUGUUGUGAUAGUAAUGCUUGAGCAAUACUACUAGCUAAUGUUCGAAUUUCUUAGAGAGAAACUUCUAUUUGAUGUAAUUCUAUUGAUACACUAAA
This is a messenger RNA of Rhododendron vialii, 2170 nucleotides long. Its product is annotated as UDP-glycosyltransferase 89A2-like. The record is from RefSeq and is a predicted model, not a curated record. The coding region runs from base 450 to 1862 and encodes 470 amino acids. Gene Ontology annotation, molecular function: UDP-glycosyltransferase activity. Lineage: Eukaryota; Viridiplantae; Streptophyta; Magnoliopsida; Ericales; Ericaceae. The transcript has a single exon.